AUGGAGGUUACUUCAAAGAGGAAGGCUCAAUCUUCAAGACGGGCAAGGCAUGUGAUAGUAAGGCCACAAGUUCAUGGAGUCGAGAAUGUAGGUGUGCAAGCCACGAAUCAAGUGUACAACAUGUGCACUAAUUGCAAUGAGAUAGGCCACACGGCGGAAGUAUGUUUGGUAGGAAUGGUUGAAGAGCAAGUGGAGGAGGUGAAUGCUAUUCAAGGGGGUAGUCGAAACUUUGACAUGCACUCGAACACAUACCACCCCGGGUUAAGAAAUCAUCCUAACUUCCGUUAUAGGAACCCGGCGAAUCAAGCUAACCCAAAUUUCCAAGGAGCUCAAGGUAAUUUUGCACCUUGUCAACAAUACAAUCAAGGUAAUUAUCGGGGUGGAAACAAUUUUGGCUACCAAGGUCAAUUUCAACAAUCGGGUGGUCAUAGUGGUUCUUCGGGUCAAACUUCAUCAAGUGGGAAUGAAGUUAUGGAGAUGCUAAAGGCAAUGCAACUAGAGAUGCAGCGAAGAAAUCAAAUGGGCGAUGUUCGCAUGCAAAAAGAUGAAAUCCGUGAUAAAGCUAUCCAAUCUUUGACCACUCAAAUGGGUCAACUUGCAAGUGAAGUGGCAAUCUUGAAGAAAGGAUCAUGUCAACUACAAAGUGAUGCGGUGACAAAUUCCAAAAACAUUAAAAGUGUUAAUAUCAAUGUGGUAAGUACCGUUCCUAGUAGUGAAUUUAAUGAAACAUUUCUGACUUCUUCUUGUCAAGUGAGUGCAGGUAUGGGAAAAGAUGCCGGGGUUGAAAAUGACAAAGAGCAUGGAGUACCACUUAUGCCUAUCCGAGUGGGAAAACUAAAAAUUCCUCAUGCAUUGUUGGACUAUGGGGCGGGCAUGAGCAUGCUAUCAGGCGAGUUAUAUGACAUGUAUGACUUUGGCCCGCUGCAAGAUGUAGAUACCAUGGUGAGCUUGGCGGAUGAAAGUUGGAGGCGUCCACGGGGAAUGGUUAGGAAUGUUAAGAUUCAGUUGGGAGAGUUUGAAUAUCCGGUGGAUUUUCUAGUUCUAGACUAUGCUUCUACCAAAAUGGCAGCACAACAAAGGGUAAUCUUAGGUCGACCGUUUCUAUACACAGCAAAUGCUCAAAUCAAUUGUAGAGAUGGGAUUAUUACCAUGACCGAAAAGAACCGUAAGUUGUCCUUUGAUGUUCAAACUAGAGUGAUUAGUUAUGAGUCCAUUGAGGGGAAGGGUGGUGAGUCUAGUGAUUGUAUGAAAAAUGUGUGUCAAAGAAUGAAAAUAAAUCACCCACCAAAUCGUGAAGAAACGCAUACGGGAUCAAGUAGGAGUGUAUUCGAUUACCCACCGAAUCGAAGCGGGACGGAUGCAUUUUACACAAAGGCAUGA
Helianthus annuus (common sunflower) is the source of this 1380-nucleotide messenger RNA. RefSeq lists its product as uncharacterized. Bases 1 to 1380 code for a protein of 459 amino acids. The record is from RefSeq and is a predicted model, not a curated record. NCBI's taxonomy places the organism in Eukaryota, Viridiplantae, Streptophyta, Magnoliopsida, Asterales, Asteraceae. The transcript has a single exon.